GCUCAGGGGAGAGCACAGCCCUGGGGCAGUACCUGACUCGAGACAGAAGCAGUACUCCAGGGGGCCCAGGGCCGAGGAUGUGUCACAGAAGAUGGCGAAGCUUGUCAGAACGGUACCCUCCUCCGGAGUGAUGGUGCAGCCUGCUCUCCAUCAACUCCGUGGCCCUGGACACUAGGAGGCUAAUCUCUGUGGACUGUGUCACCCACAUUCCUGUGCCGGCUGGCUUCUACUUGGGUCCAGCAAUGGGAGGCAUUGGCUGGGGAUCAGAAGGGUGAAAGGAUGACACCGCAGAAGGAUGCUUCUGGGGAAAUGAGCCGCCCUUCACCCUGACCCUGAGCAGACCUGCAGGAAAAAGCAGCUGGCUGGUGAGAUGCCCCUCCACAAUUGGUACCCUACCUUCUUCCCCACAGCAGUCUGUGCCAAGGGUAGUCGCACCAUAAGGCACAGAAUGGAGACAGACCCUAUCUGAUCCACCUGGCUCUCCUCUGGAGAUGGGUCACUGGACGGUUCUCGCACACUGGAAGGAGCUGUGAACACAAUGAGAACAGGCGUCAGACUUUGGGUACCCUGCGUCAUCGAACUGUACAAUGAAUGAAGAAAACAAAAACCCCAAGAGAAAUCCCCUCUGUUUAGCCAAUAGAACCAGGAAAAGAGACCCAAUCGGAUUCCCCAUUAGCUCAUGUUGUUGGUCUGCAGUAGAGAUGAAGUGGCCCAUUUAGGUCUUAGCUUAUCACGACUUAAGCAAAAGUAGGAUGCCGUACAAACACAUAAAAGCACAGCGACAUUCACGCAAGAAAACAUUCCCACAUCCAUGCGAACAUCUUUUUCACAUCAUUACCAACUCCUUGGACAGUGACCCAGGAGAGAUUCUACACAGAGCGAAGCCAUAAGGACCCAGCUCUUCAAGACUGUUCAUGUGGCCUCCAUAGUGAGAAAACCUGUGCAUGCCAUUUCUGCACUGGGAAAAGAAAAGUGGCCAGAAUGUGGUUCUUUCCCUCAAGGAGUUCACUGUCUAGGAAGGAAGACAGACACCUAAAAACUUGAAGUCGUGCCAAAAAUACCCUCACAGAGGUGUGGACAAGCCCUACAGGUGCAUAGAAGACUCAGCAGACCGUGCUGGGGUUGGAGGAAGUUGCCCUCACAGAGUCAAAGAGAGAGAGAGAACAUGAGCUUGGGACCGGGGGGGGAGAAGGAGAAUCGCAAGCAAGCUUCACGCUGUCAGCACAGAGUCAGAUGUGGGGCUGGAACUCAUGAACCAUGAGAUUCAUGACCUGAGCCGAAACCAAGAGUUGGAUGCCUAACCAACUGAGCCAUCCAAGCCUCCCAAAGCCACAAACAUGUGAACAGGUUUUACUUCUUCGCCUCAUGACUGCUUUGUGGAUGCAACACAUUCCAUGGAGAAAGUAGCCUCAGGAAAGGCUCUGCAUCGCUGCCGGAGGUGGCAUGGCCAACUUGUGCAAACGUGUGUGACUUGGGAGGAAGCCCGGGAGAUACCUGACCCAACUUGGGGCCGAAGCCCUGCCGGGCAGCACCUCCGUGGACCCCCUGCUGCCCUCUGGCUCCCUGCAUCUUCCUGUUUCCCUCUCAGCAACCCCAGCCUGCAGGCCCCAAGUGUGUGGACAUCCCCCCUCUCCCUCUCCUGAGUGCCCUUUUCCUCUGGCCCCUCCUUGCCUCCCCUGCUUCUCUCCUGCCACAGCCCCACCCCUCCAAUAAUCCGGAGACGUGUGGGAUAGAAUGCCGUGUGGUACCUCUGGGGCUGCCCCCUUUCCAGGAGCAUGCUGCCUGGCUUCUCUACUUGGCCAGCUCCCAGCCACCCUUAAGCUUCUGGCUCAGCAUCACCGUUUUCGGGAAGCGUAGACAUCGCCUCUCUUCAUCAUGCCCCUCGGCCUUGGAGGAUCUUCCUGUGUCACCUGGGAUGUCCCACUGCUCCCGUUGGAUGGGUGGCAUUCCAUAUUUGAGGAACAGCUGAACGAAUGAGUGAAUGAACAAACACAUGGGCUGAUUUGCAUUUUUAUCCUGCCAACCAUGGACUCCUCAGACACUUGUACCCUCUACCCUGGCCCGUCACGCAGCCAUUGCUGCCUCUGUCCACCUCGGUCAUAUACACAUGCCAUCUUAGCAACUCUCCUGCUCUAGCUCAGCACUCAGUAGAACUUUCCCUGGUGACGGAGAUGUUCUGUCUGCACAUACCAGUAUGGUAGCCACUAGCCACGUGUGUCUGUGGAACAUUCGAAAUGUGGUUAGGAUGAGCGAGGAAUUUAAUUUCAUUGUAAUUAAUUGAUAUUUAAAUUCACAGCCACGUGCUCCGAGUGGCUACUGUGCUGGACAGCGCAGCUAAGCUCCCACGUUAAUGCCUUCAUUGCACACGGUCUCUUGACCGAGAGAUCACUGUCCACAGUUUGAAGCCCAAAUUCUUACAUCCCCGCGCGAUCCAACCCCUGAACCACUUUCCGCUCCCAUCUUGGCAGUAGUGGAGACCAACUGUGAUUGCAAGUAUGGCCUCGGGAGCCAAGCAGCUUAGGUUCGAAGCUCAGCUCCGGGGUGCUGAAAAGAAAGGCAAGGAACUCUUCUGAGCACCACGACGGACAUGAUCGGAGUCCCGGCGAGAUGGGUAUUAUAAUUCCUAUUUUCAGGAUCAGGCCACUGAGGGUCUGAGAUUUAAGCAAGCGGCUCAGACACUCUGCUGGCUGACAGCAGGGAGCCCAACGCAAGGCUUGAACUCACAAACGGAGAUCGUGACCUGAGCCAAAGUCGGACACAACCGACCGAGCAACCUCGGUGCCCCUCUCUAGAAACCUUUUUUGGAGGCUUUUGCUGCCAUGGAAGAAGUCCAGCUAUCCUGCUGGAGCGAUCCCAUGGAGAGGGUCAAGGACAGACCCUGAGACCACAUGGAGAGGGGGAGAGGCCCAGACCCAGCCCUCCUAGCGUGUCAGUCAACUACCAGCAGACCUGCAACCACGUAAGGAACGCCAAGCGGCGAAAGCAGGAAAACUGCCCAGCAGAGCCCAAUCCCCCCACAGAACUGAGCCCAGAGAGAUAAUGACAGUGGUGGUUGUUGGAAGCCACUGAGGUUUGGAGCGGUUUGUGACACAGCAGGAGAUGAACAAAACUCUUGUGUAAGAUGAGCUCCUCCCGUCCACGUUCCCACUGCCCUGCUCUCUUACGCACUGGCCAGUUUUCAGUCCAUCUGAAGGCAGCAAAUGCAUUCUAAAAGUGGUCUGUGGAACACCCACUUUUGCGCUCAUAUCUACUUCUGUCCCUCAGCCAGCAACUUCAGAAAGUGGUAGUGGGGAGGAACUUACACUGCCUAGUGCGUGAGUCAAGUUCCUUCACGUCUCUGAGGCUGUAAAAAUAAGGCUGUUAAUGACUCCCUUGCAGGGAUGUGUGGGAAUUAAAUAACAUACUGCUAACCAGACACCUAGCAUGGCACUUGACACAUGUCAGGCACCCAGCGAAUGGUGUUUAUGAGAGGCUGGAGGACGCGGCUCCCGCUGGCGACAAGUCUCGUGUCCCGCUCUCCCCUUAUUAGCAAAGACCUAGAAAGCAGGGUUGAGGCUCCCAUGGGUCCAGAGCAGUGCCAGAGCUUCUUGGGAAAGAGCAACUGCUGCAUUUGUUAUCUCUGUUUACAAAAAGGAAGGAUGGAGGUUCAACAUGGAAGCUGUCCCGUGAACCACGGCAGGAAUCCCUAACCCCUUUGGGAAAUAUAUGACCUUUGGGACACAAAGACUCCGCCUCCCAACAGAAGAGAACAAGGCAGUGAAGAAGGCAGAGACUGAGUCUCAUUAAUCACCUCUAUAAUCCCAGAACUCGGCCUAAGUUCAGGGUAAGUUCAAAGAAGGCACAGAAUUAUUUUCCUACUUUGCUCGCUGCUGUGUUUGCAGCACACAGUAGAUGCUUAGUAAAUAUGUGCUGUGUGAAUAGGUGAAUGUGAGACUGCAUGAACGUCGUACUGCCUGGAGCCAACACUGCAGCUUAUCUAUCCCAAGCCAUCCCCUCCUUGCUCCUUGCUAAUGGAAUCCUGGGGUGAAUCUGGUGGCAACGUGCUGCCCGGCAGGACUCCCGAUGGAUUUAAGAAAAUCAGGGCACACCUGCUCCUCCUUGCCAGGAAUUGGUCUAGGGGUGGUCAUGUGACACCACUGAGCCUAUGAGACUAAGAGAAAAAUCUGUUCCAUAGCAUAAAGAGAGAGCUGUCAGAGGGAAAUGCCUCCUUUUCCCCACCUUGUGUCUCUGUUUUGGCACCUCGUUGUGGGGGGACACCAUUCCUAGAGUGAAGGCAAUCGCUCGUAAGCAAAACUGAGCAAGUCUAAGGAUGGGAAGCCAACCUCCUGAGGAUGGUACAGGGGUGCCUGGCCAGAGGGUCCUGAUGAACCUCCCAGCCACCCAGGACCCCCAGACGACUUGAUGUCUGAGAUAAAUGCACAUCUUUAGGGUUUCCAGAGAUAUUGUUAUUUCCAGCCAAAGCAUCUUCUAUUAACUCAUUGAACCUUCGUGACAUUAUCAUGGGCUGAAUCGUGUCUUCCCCUCCCCCCUCUCAAGAUGCCUAUGUUGGAGCCCCAGCACCUCAGACUGUAGCUGUGUUCACAGGUAGAGCCUGUUAGGGGUGACAACGUUAAAAUGAGCCCCUUAGGGUGGGCCCUGAUCUACCCUGACUGGUGUCCUCCUAGGAGGAAUUUUGGACACACAGCCAGGGAUGCAUGAGCCCAGACAGACAGCCACCUGAGGACACGGUGAGAAAAGACGGCCAUCAACACACCAGGCACAGAGGCCUCAGAAGAGACCAGUGCUGCUGACAGCUGGGUCCUGGACUUCCAGCCUCUAGAAUUGUAAGAAAACAAAUGUGUGCUCUUCAAGCCGUCCAGCGGGACUUUGUUAUGGCAGCCCUAGAAAAUUAAUACAGAUUAUCCAUUGUUACGAUCAGUUUAUUAUCCCCGUUAUCAAAAAAUCCUGACCUCGCCAUCUAAUUGCCCCCAGGGUACAGGGCUGAAUAAAGAAAGCUGGACUUAGCUCCUCGCUAUUAUAAUAACAAGGCAGUGAAAUCAACCCAUGACUGGCUCUCUCGGGUCCACCACCCAUGGACACAUCCACCCAUUGCUUCGUUCAACAAGAAUCUAGCAAACAUCCGUCGUGUGUCCGUGCUGUGUGGAAUUGUCACCAAGUGUGUACUUUGGAGUCAGGCUGCCUGGCUUGGCUUCCUAAUUGUCUCCUAGUCACUAUGUGACCUAAGGGAAAACUGGUUCUUUCCAGACUUUUUGCAACUCUAGAAUGAGGCUAAGAGUACCCAUCUCCUAGGAUUAUGUAAAGUCGGAGCAAGCCAGUGCACGUAGAGUGCUCGGCAAAGCACUUGACUCUGAGAACACAUUGGGUGGGUGGCAGCCAUUGCUUUGAUGGGUAUACGAAAUGGACAAAAGAGGAGGCACGGUCAUGUUUCUCCAUAAUUUGAACAUUGUCCUCCCCACAAACCCUGCGACCUAGGUAUUGCCAUCCCGUUUCAAAGAGUAAAGUGAGGUUCCGAGGGGACAGGUGACAAGUCACUGUUUUUAAAAAAAUUUUUUUCUAUGUUUAUUAUUUUCAGAGAGUGACAUUGUGAGCAGGGGAGGGGCAGAUAGAGAGGGAGACACAGAAUCUGAAGCAGGCUCCAGGCUGUCAGCACAGAGCUCUACUCGGGGCUCGAAUCCGCAAACCACGAGAUCAUGACCUGAGCCAAAGUCGGCCCCUUAACCGGCUGAGCCACCCAGGUGCCCCACAGCAGUCACAGGUUUUAAUCGCAGGACUGGGAUCCCGACAGGGUCUUCUGAUUGUUUUUUUUUUUUUCCUCCCUGCACCAGAGCAGCUGCCCCUGGAGGUGCAUUUUUUCCUGAGCCCAUAGUUUAUGCCAGAAACUCUCACUUAAUCCCCAUGAGGACACAGCUUUCACAGCCUAAGGAUAAUAACCCCGACAUGGAUACACAUGUUUAGACCAGACAGGAGAAUAAACUGGCAAGUUAUGGGGUUUAAUGGAAAAGGUGGGUCAAAGGGAACUGCCUCCUGAGUGAUUGGGGAAGAAAGGCUAAUAACUGGGAGCUGUUUGGGGCCAGGUGCUUUUGCUAGGCCCUUGAGUCCAAACACUUGGGGAUUUUGACAUCAUUGCACCCCCAUUUUACACUUAAGGAAAUGGAGGCUCAGAGAGGAUAAGUCAGACUCCUAGAAAAAGGAAGAGUCAAUCUCUUAACAAUUCAAAUAUGCCACCUCUUCUCCUGGACCAGGGCCCCUCAGCACCUGCCGAGAAUUAGAAUCAUCUGAGACAUUUGUAAGACGAGUGUGGGCUGGGCUUCCCACAGAGAUCCUGCAUCCGUGGGUGUGGAGGGAGGCCGGGUGCUGGACCCUCGGGAGCUCCCAGCCAGGGGUGGGCGCACAGCCAGACCGGGAGGCUGUCCCGACUGGACUCCGAGGUCCAGGAACGUGGUCUUAGCCCAGACCUGGCAAGAACUGUCCUCAGCAGCCGUGGGGAGGCAGGCACCACACCCUGCCUUCCUCUACCCCCGGGGGUGGGGGGGGGAAUAGCUGCUCCUUUCUGUAAGCAAUAGGAGUAGAGAGGAGUCCAUUAACUCGUCACUCAACAUUCUGGCCACUUGGGUAUGGAUUUUGGGCACCACGGCAAGAGGCACAAAUAGAGGGGAGCCCUGAAAUCACAUACGAGCAUCACUGAAAUCACAUUCGGGCAUCGUUUCUUCCUCCUGUUAGACCAAGAAGUCGAACUGACAUUUGUUUUUUUAACCAUUCCCCAUUGUUCUUGAGUAGCUUUUUUGGUUCCUUAUGUUUAUUGUUUUUGGUUCCUUAUGUUUAUUGUUCCAAAAAAGAAAUAUAAUAAAUUAAGUUGCUCUUGGCAUAUGAUUUUUUUUUUUCUAAGGAAGGGGAGGUUUAGGAUCUUUCUUCAAAACAAAGCAAAAAUCCUCUCUCUGCCAAAGACGUUCCCACCACGUGCAGCAGGAAUUCACAUGAUUGACAAGGGCUCAGCUCCCUUAAUCCCAGGUGUCCUGUGUCCUGAUAGUUUCCCUUGUUGUUCUGAUCGUAAAUCGUGUUCACCUCCUGGGUUGGGGUAUUUCAGGCUGCAUACCUAUGCUGAAUGCACCCACUCAAUUAUCCCGCCGAUUUAAACCCAGCGGAAAAAAAACUAGCUUUUCCUGUUUAGCCCAGAAGCGGAGCUGGAGAGGGAGCUGGAGAGACAGAGUAAGACGGUUAAAGACUAACCAGGACUCCCGGCUGGGGAAUUUGACCUUUGACCAAAGAUAAGUCAGGCCAGUACAGUGCGAAGAGACACCAGGCUCUUGUGGCAUCUGGAGGAAAAGAGAUGUAAGCGAAGGAAGCUGCAGGAAAGCAGAAAGGAGAGAGAAGGAGGAGCCGAGCAGUUGCCUGGAACACAUCGGAGUGUCUGCUCACCGUCCACGUCGCCACCGCCCGGCGCCCCAUGCGAUGGAUGUCAUAUUUGGCAGAAAUAAGAAGGAGCAGCUGGAACCUGUGAGGGCCCAAGUGACAGGCAGGAUUCCAUCAUGGCUGCAGGGCACUCUGCUUCGCAAUGGGCCCGGAAUGCACACAGUGGGGGAGACCAGAUACAACCACUGGUUUGAUGGCCUGGCUUUGCUCCACAGUUUCACGAUUAGAGACGGUGAAGUCUAUUACAGGAGCAAAUACCUGAGAAGUGAUACCUACAAUGCCAACACCAAGGCCAACAGGAUUGUGGUGUCAGAGUUUGGAACGAUGGCCCAUCCAGACCCCUGCAAAAACAUAUUUUCUAAAGCUUUUUCCUACUUGUCCCAUACCAUCCCUGAUUUCACAGACAACUGCCUGAUAAAUAUCAUGAAGUGUGGAGAAGACUUCUAUGCGACCACAGAGACCAAUUACAUCAGGAAAAUCAACCCACAGACUCUGGAAACCCUGGAGAAGGUAGAUUAUCGCAAUUACGUGGCGGUAAAUCUGGCAACAUCGCAUCCUCAUUAUGAUGCGGCUGGAAAUGUUCUUAAUAUGGGGACAUCCAUCAUGGACAAGGGCAAGACAAAAUAUGUGAUCUUUAAGAUCCCUGCCACAGUACCAGAGGACGCGAAGGGGAAGAACCCGUUGAAGCACACAGAGGUGUUCGGUUCCAUCACCUCCCGCUCGCUCCUCUCCCCGAGCUAUUACCACAGCUUCGGAGUCACCGAGAACUACAUCGUUUUCCUCGAGCAGCCUUUCAAGCUGGACAUCCUCAAGAUGUCAACUGCGUACAUCCGGGGAGUGAACUGGGCUUCCUGCCUGGCUUUCCACAGGGAGGACCAGACUUACAUUCACAUCGUCGACCAAAGGACUGGGAAGCCCCUGCCGACCAAGUUUUACACGGACCCCAUGGUGGUGUUUCAUCACGUCAACGCCUACGAAGAGGACGGCUGCCUUGUGUUUGACGUCAUCGCCUACGAGGACGGCAGCCUUUACCAGCUCUUCUACUUGGCCAACCUGAACCAGGACUUUGAGGAGAACUCCAGGCUCACCUCCAUUCCCACCCUCCGGAGGUUCGCCGUGCCCCUCGAUGUGGACAAGAAUGCAGAAGUGGGAUCAAAUGUAGUCAAACUGGCAUCCACAACGGCAAGAGCCCUGAAGGAAAAAGAUGACCGAGUCUACUGCCAGCCGGAGCUGCUUUAUGAAGGCUUAGAGCUGCCUCGGAUCAAUUAUGCUCACAACGGGAAGCCCUACCGCUAUGUCUUUGCGGCCGAAGUUCACUGGAGUCCCAUCCCAACCAAGAUCCUGAAAUACGACAUUCUCACAAAGUCAUCCUUAAAAUGGGGACAGGAGCACUGCUGGCCAGCAGAACCCCUGUUUGUCCCCAUGCCGGGUGCCAAGGACGAGGAUGAUGGAAUUAUCUUAUCAGCCAUCGUCUCUACCGAUCCCCAAAAGCUUCCUUUCCUGCUUGUUCUGGAUGCCAAAAGUUUCACAGAACUGGCUCGUGCGUCCAUUGACGCAGAGGUGCACCUGGAUCUCCACGGGUUAUUCAUCCCGGACGCAGACGGGGACACGAGGGAGCAGGCCCCUUCCCAGGAACAGCCGGACAGGGUUCCAGACUGCCAUGUGGCCCCAUGGACCUGAGUGGGUUGGGCCUGUGGGCUCGCUUCCUCUCUGGGUGAAGGGGGAUCCUUCAUUUCCUUUUGACCUUAUGCUUUCUGCGGUGGCUUUGAGACAAAGGUAUGGAAAUAGUGUCUUUUCUUUCAUCUUAUUUUGGCCCUAAAACCAUUGUUUGAAAGUGGAUCAAAUAUGUAUUGAUUAGCUUAAGCAUUUCCAAGAAAGCCCUUUUCCUUUCUUAUAAAACCAUGCCCAGAAAUUGUAUUAAGGCACAGAAUCAUCCUUCUUAGAAUGAGCAACCACUGAUGUACCAGAGAAGAGGCAGGUAACUAUUUGUCAUUGCUCCUUCCUCCUGCCCCUCGUCUCCCUCUUUCCAGUAGACUAGACUGUGCAUCUGGGAGAUCUAGAUUUCUCAACCGUGCGUCGUUAGUAAAAUCUGUGGCCAGGAAGGCAUAUUGCCUUGUGGUCAUUCCAUGCAAGGCAUGGCAUAACGUAAAAUAAUGAAAGUGUUAAAGUCUGUUCCAACCUUAUUUAAUUUUUACGUGGCUUCUUUUCUCUGAAGUUCUUCUAAGGCAAUAAAAUAGAGUGCAGUUCGUAGCCAGCCAGAUGCCCCAGUACAACAGAUUGGGACAGCAGAUUGGUGUGGCAGUCCCCUUGGCAGGAGAGGGUUAAGGAGCUGGAUGGUGAGCCAGCUAGCCAUGGCCAAGGGGCUAGAAUCCAGGACCAAGGCCCGGGCCAGGGCUGGCAUGAGGAGUUCUUGCCUAAUGCUGAGAACCAGGGCAGGGAGCCCUGCCAGUGUUUGUAGGGGAGAGAAGGCUCCCCAAGCUUAAUGUGCUGCCGGGAUAGACCAGGUGUUUGGGCAGAGAUGGAAGGAGGUUGGUAGUAGGGAUGAUGGAAGCUUGGAACACGCCAAGAAGGGUCCCACGUGAGUACUGGGAACCCAUGGACAUUUGAGUCUCACCUUUAUAGUCCAGUGGGUUUGUGGUAUGGAGACCCAAAGGCAGGCAAGAUAAUCCCCAAGGACCCAUGUCAUAGGGUCAGAGAAGCUGGGAUUCCACCCUUAUUCUGCACCUGCCUCCUCUCCUAAAUCUGGAUUUCACUCAGUCACCGGUAGAGAUUCAGUGACAUGUAUUGAGACAGGAAGGAAUGAAUCUCUGGUGACAUUGCAUGGAAUACCCCAGAGCGGGCAGAGCUCUGAAGGAUGGUCUGGACUUUUACCCUGCAAAAACACCAUGAAGCCAUACUUAGCUCCCACUGAAAUGCAGGGUCCAUCAGGUCUGGGGGUUGGGUUUUGUUUUGGGGGUGUUUUUUGGACAUUUUUAUUUAAAUAAUUGAAGAUUCAUGUACGCGUGUAAGAAAUAAUACAAAAGAGAUCCCUCGUGGACUUUACCCAUUUUUUCCAAUGGUAACAUUAUAGUAUAGUUAUCACAACCAGGAUAUGACAUUGAUCCAGUCCAUACAUCUUUUUCAGAUCCCCCCAGUUUUAUUUGUAUUCGUUGGUGUGCGUGCUUAGUUCUACGCAAUUUUAUCAUGCGUGUAGAUUCCUUAUUCCACCACCAUGAUCAAGAUACCAAAUGGCACAUCAACACAAGGAUUCCGUGGGGUGCUUUCUUAUCACUAUACCUACCUGUCUCCCACCAUGACCUUCCCCCAUCCGUAACCCAUGGCAACCACCAUUUCUAAAAUUUUAUCAUUUGAAAACUGCUAUAUCGAUGGAAUCACCAGUAUUAACUGUUGGGGAUUGACUCUUCUCCACAGAAUUGCUUCCAGAUUCAUCCACAUUGUUCUACGUUGGGUGUGUUUUGUUCACUACUGUAUCUUCGGCACCUAGAACACUACCUGGUGCCUCACAGGCUCUCAAUAAUAAAUAUUUGUUGAGUGAU
Messenger RNA from Felis catus (domestic cat), 10946 nucleotides. It is a transcript of the gene BCO1, whose product is annotated as beta-carotene oxygenase 1. The record is from RefSeq and is a predicted model, not a curated record. Gene Ontology annotation, biological process: retinal metabolic process; carotene catabolic process. Gene Ontology annotation, molecular function: carotenoid dioxygenase activity; beta-carotene 15,15'-dioxygenase activity. Bases 7450 to 9090 code for a protein of 546 amino acids. The transcript has 24 exons. Lineage: Eukaryota; Metazoa; Chordata; Mammalia; Carnivora; Felidae.